Ictalurus furcatus (blue catfish) is the source of this 2992-nucleotide messenger RNA. RefSeq names its product serine protease 12 (gene prss12). Bases 506 to 2974 code for a protein of 822 amino acids. The transcript has 13 exons. Lineage: Eukaryota; Metazoa; Chordata; Actinopteri; Siluriformes; Ictaluridae. Gene Ontology annotation, molecular function: serine-type endopeptidase activity. Gene Ontology annotation, biological process: proteolysis. Gene Ontology annotation, cellular component: membrane. The record is from RefSeq and is a predicted model, not a curated record.
ACUAGAAUACAGUAAAAUAUGUUUUAUUGCAGGUCAGGUGGACUUUUUGGAGGCGUUGUGAAAUUCAUGCUGGAAUAACAACAAAAAUUAUUAUUAUUAUUAUUAUUAUUAUUUUUUAAAGUUCUUAUUUUUAAAGCCUGUUUACAGUUUACAAAUGUAAAGAUGUAAAGAUCUCGAGUCUUAAUAACGCCGUGCUGCUAUAUUUAUCCUGCAGAAGUUAACUUCAGCUGCCGGGACGUGAGUGUUGACCAACUACAGAAUUAUUACACAAUUAUGCUUAUUAUGCUUAAGAGCUUAUUUUAAUACUAGCGCGUGUGUGGGCUUGAUUGAGUCACGUGACUCAGAGGCAACGUCAGUCAUCAAUAUAAUCAUCAUCAUCAUCAUCGGUCAGUCAACGCGCGCGCGAGCUGCUUGAGGCUCAUGGGCUUCCCCUAGUGAAACCCCUCGCGCGCUUCCGUCAUUGGGUUCCAGUAGUCGCGCGGAGAAUGCUGAAGCCGCUCCGGUGAUGGAGGCGAGCGCGCGCUCCUGUUCCUCCGCGUGCCUGCCGCUCUUCUUCCUCCUCUUGCUCUGUGUCUCGCGGACGUCCGCUUUCCUGAACCCGUUCAGCGAGUGCACGCAGAGCCGCGGGAGAGGCGCGUCAUACCGCGGCUCGGUGGACGUUACAGAGUCGGGCGCGCGGUGCAUGAACUGGACCGAUGUGAGCGGCGUGACCGCGCGCUAUCCAGGCAAAGGACUCGGCGAGCACAACUUCUGCAGGAACCCGGACGCCAGAAUCCGGCCCUGGUGCUUCUUCCGCAACGCGCGCGGACGCAUCGACUGGGGCUACUGCGACUGCAAACAAGGCUCUGUGCGCCUGCAGGGUGGCAGGUCUAAGCUGGAUGGGACAGUAGAGGUGUACAUGAAUGGUGCGUGGGGGACGAUCUGUAGCAACGACUGGGACGACAGAGAUGCUCAUGUGGUGUGUCAACAGCUUGGGCAAGGGUAUAAAGCCCGGGCGCGUGCGAGCUCCCUCUCUAGGCUGCCUCUGGCUGUAGUGCACUGGAGGACGAUAGGGUGCAGCGGGGAUGAAGCCGACUUGCUGCAGUGCCCUCGAUCGGUUUGGAACGGAGGAGAGUGUGCUAACCGACAGGCCGCUGCUGUCACCUGCACUCCAGUGGAGGCUGCGUCGUUCGUACCAGUGCGUCUUUCUGGAGGAGCGACUGUAUACGAAGGCCGAGUGGAGGUGUAUCACGCGGGGCAGUGGGGCACAGUGUGUGAUGACCAGUGGGAUAAUAACGAUGCUGAGGUGGUGUGCAGACAGCUGGGCCUGGGCGGUACGGCUAAAGCCUGGGUCGGGGCGUAUUUCGGCGCCGGUGUAGGCCGUGUGCUGCUGGAUGAAGUGAGCUGUACAGGAAAUGAGCUCUCUAUAGAGCAGUGCCCGAAGACAGCCUGGGGAGAACACAACUGUGAUCACACCGAGGAUGCCGGGGUGUCCUGUACACCACUUACAGACGGUUCGGUGCGCUUGGUGGGCGGAGCUGGAGGGUUUGAGGGAAGGCUGGAGGUUCACUAUCAAGGCCGCUGGGGAACAGUGUGUGAUGACGGCUGGACGAGCACCAACACACAGGUCGUCUGCAGACAACUGGGCUACAGGUCGGGUCAGAGUGUGAACCCGGAGCGUUUCGGCGUGCCUUCUGGGCCGAUUUUACUGGACGACGUGAGCUGCACAGGGAAAGAGCCGGCACUCACACACUGCGCCAAGAGAGAGUGGCUUCGACACGACUGCAAACACACAGAGGACGUGGCUGUAGUCUGCAGCACCCAACGCACCGGACAUGGAGUACCAACCAGUGUACCGGUUCGACUGGUGGGCGGGGAGAACGAGAGAGAAGGGCGGGUCGAAAUCCUAGUGUCCGGCCAAUGGGGGACGAUCUGCGAUGACGGAUGGACAGAUGAGGACGCAGAGGUGGUGUGUAGAGAGCUGGGCUACAGCGGUGUGGCCAAAGCUCGUGUCAUGGCGUAUUUUGGAGAAGGUCACGGGCCUAUUCACGUCGACAACGUGAAGUGCACAGGUGCCGAGCGCUCCUUGGCCGACUGCAUCAAGCAGCCAAUCGGGAGCCAUGACUGUCGCCACAGCGAAGACGCCGGAGUCAUUUGUAACUACGGGCAACGGGAUAACAGCACCCGGGUCAAAGCAGAUGUCGCAAGCUCUGUGUGUGGUUUGAGGCCCACACACACUCGGAGGAAGAGGAUCAUCGGUGGACAGAACUCGCUCCGGGGCGGGUGGCCGUGGCAGGUCGCAGUGCGACUACGCGGUUCUCCGUCAGACGGGCGGCUGGUGUGUGGAGCCACUCUGAUCAGCAGCUGUUGGGUCCUAACGUCAGCACACUGCUUUAAGAGGUACGGUAACAGCACCAGUACGUAUAAAGUACGCGUCGGCGAUUAUCACACCCUCGUUCCCGAAGAACACGAGGACGAAUACGGCGUGGACACACUCGUCCUGCAUCCUCGCUAUCGUCCGCAGAGCAACGACUACGAUCUCGCUCUGGCGCGCCUGACCCAGCACGGAGGUCACAGCGGGGAGUGCGUGCGCCAGAAUCACGCCGUACUUCCUGCGUGCUUGCCGGAAUGGAGGGAAAAAGCGCCGAAGGACUUGACUAAGUGUUACAUUACUGGCUGGGGAGACACGGGACGGGCGUACUCGAAAACCCUGCAGCAGGCCGCCAUCACGGUCCUGGGCAAGCGCCAUUGCGAGCGUCACUAUGGCAACCGGCUGACCAGCCGCAUGCUGUGCGCUGGCUCGGCCCUCAGUGGUCACCAUGUGGACAGUUGCCGUGGCGACAGCGGUGGCCCAUUGGUGUGCGAGAGAGGUGGCAGCUGGACCGUCUACGGUGUCACGUCCUGGGGUCACGCGUGCCGACUGCAAGACUCUCCGGGCGUGUACACCAAAGUGUCCGCCUUCAUGCCCUGGAUCACGAAGGUCACUAGCCAAUAGGAGACGAGGUCCACGCAA